This is a messenger RNA of Raphanus sativus (radish), 1502 nucleotides long. RefSeq names its product tubby-like protein 8. The coding region runs from base 201 to 1397 and encodes 398 amino acids. The transcript is spliced from 9 exons. Lineage: Eukaryota; Viridiplantae; Streptophyta; Magnoliopsida; Brassicales; Brassicaceae. The record is from RefSeq and is a predicted model, not a curated record.
UGCGCUCGCACAAUCCCCGAUGGCUAUUCAAAUUCAAAUGGAAAACACUGUUCAACUUUUCAAAACGGAAACGUUUCUCUAUUGCCAAAAUUCUCUUUCAGGUCAAACCUAACUCACCCACCUUUUGUCAACACCUAUAAAUAAACUCUCAGUCCCCCUCAUAAAGUUUAAAACUUGAAAGCAACCCAAAAGAGGAACACAUGGCUGGUUCGAGAAAAGAAAAUGAUCUGUCGGAGGAGAAUAAUAAAGAAAACGUGGACGACACAGUCUCACGCUCUGUUUCCGUUAAGAAAGGAGAGGAUAAGGAGAAUGUCUUGCCGCCGGAAACAAGCUCUGCCUCUGCGGAAACUAAGAAGCAAGAUCGAGCUUUGAAGUCUCGAUCGAUGAAGGGAGGUUCUGGGUUUCCCAGUGAGGUCACAAACUUCAAAUCUUUCUCGACGGGUGGUGGUCGAACAGCUCUGAAGCAGACGUCGCUGCAAGUGUGUAUGCAGCUGAACAGUGAGGUCGACAAGGGUAUGAAAACUUGGACUAGUGUUGACUCUGAGCAUUCCAGCUCGUUGAAAGUCUGGGAAUUCUCGGAUUCCGAAGCUGCCCCUGCUUCCUCUUGGUCUUCUUUGCCCAAUAGGGCUUUGCUGUGCAAGACGCUACCUUUGGAUGUGGGUAGAUGCACUUGUCUCAUUGUUAAAGAACAAUCACCAGAAGGCUUACGCGAUGGUUCUGUAUAUUCACUUUAUACACAUGAAGGUCGUGGAAGAAAAGACCGGAAGCUAGCUGUGGCUUACCACAGGCGGCGUAACGGGAAGUCUGUGUUUAGGGUUGCACAGAACGUUAAGGGAUUGUUGUGCAGUUCGGAUGAAAGUUAUGUUGGUUCUAUGACGGCUAAUCUCAUGGGUUCUAAGUACUACAUUUGGGAUAAGGGAGUUCGAGUUGGAUCCGUAGGUAAAGUGGUGAAGCCGCUUCUCUCAGUUGUAAUCUUCACACCUACUAUAACAACUUGGACGGGGAGCUACAGAAGAAUGAGAGCUUUACUACCAAAGCAGCAGCCAGUGCAGAAGAACAACAAUAAGCAGGUCCCACCAGUUAGUAAACUACCACUAGAUUGGCUUGAGAAUAAGGAUCAAGUUCAGAAGCUAUGCUCAAGGAUACCACAUUACAACAAAAUGUCCAAGCAGCAUGAGUUGGACUUCAGAGACAGAGGAAGAACAAGUCUAAAAAUACAAAGCUCUGUGAAGAACUUUCAGCUCACACUCACGGAGAAUCCCAGGCAGACGAUUCUUCAAAUGGGAAGAGUAGACAAAGCAAAGUUUGUAAUUGACUUCAGGUAUCCAUUCUCAGGCUACCAAGCAUUCUGCAUUUGCUUAGCUUCCAUUGAUUCCAAGCUUUGUUGUACCGUUUGAUCAUUAGAACUUGGAGAAAAGAGUUCAAUCUCUGAACAUCCCUCCUCCAACGAUCAUAUUAUGAUAAUGUAUCCCUUACUAUUAUUCUGCAUUAUCAAUUCCUCU